Messenger RNA from Drosophila nasuta, 1240 nucleotides. RefSeq lists its product as uncharacterized. The record is from RefSeq and is a predicted model, not a curated record. Gene Ontology annotation, molecular function: chitin binding. The coding region runs from base 12 to 1139 and encodes 375 amino acids. NCBI's taxonomy places the organism in Eukaryota, Metazoa, Arthropoda, Insecta, Diptera, Drosophilidae. Gene Ontology annotation, cellular component: extracellular region. The transcript has a single exon.
AGUUUUUUGAAAUGCGUUUUGUUGAGUUCUUGCUACUGCUAAGUGUCGGCUUCGUUGGCUGCCAAGGAAGGGUGCUGCUCAACUAUAGUCUGGGCAUCGACUCCGCUGAACUGGUGACGAAUCCUUGCCAGGAUGUACGUUUAGCUGGCUUUAUUUGCGUGGACUGCAGCACUCUAGGCUUCUGCUCCUAUAUCAACGGACAGUGGCAAACUGUGGAGAUGUCCAGUUGCCAGUCGGAACGUGGCUUCUACUGCAGCGACGAGGAGACCUACGGUUGCACGUGGCAGCCACGUUGCAAGGUGCCGGUGCGUGGCAAGUUCUACUGCCAAGGUGAAGGUGUCUAUCCCGAUCCCUACGACUGUCGCAGCUACCACGAGUGCAGUGCCGCCAAUGUGGACACGCCACGUCAGUGCACCAAUGGGGCAGCUUACUCGCUGCUCACGCAGAGCUGCAGCUUGCCACGCGACAGUGAACAGUGCUCGCAGAAGCAGUACAGCUGCAGCUAUCUGGGGCAGACAGGCGUUUGGGCUGCCAAUAGCAGCUACUACUAUAUCUGCCAGCAGGAGGAGACUGUCUUCUAUCCGCUGAUGAUGAAGUGUCGCGAUGGCUACACCUUCAAUGGUCACAGUUGUAGUUCUCCUGUGCAGACAAGAGCCGUGCAGCAGCAACAGGAGAAACAUCUGGAUAGGAAGCUUGUGGUCUGCAGAGAUGGUGAACGCUUCGCUUCGGACAAUCCCAAUGCCUACUUUGCUUGCCAUGCUGGUCAGCUGGCCUUCCACUCGUGCCCUAUUGGUCACUACUUCGAUGCCGUCUUCAAGAUGUGUCGCUACAAUGCCGAUAGCUGUGAGGAAGGCGAAUCCUCUGUAGCUGAUAGCAAGUAUGGCUUCAACUACUGCCUGCAUGGCCAGCUCAUCUAUCAGCGUUGUCCCAUCAAGUACUACUUCGAUGAGGAUGCUCAAGCUUGUCGCCAGCUGGCAGAGACUUGCAGGGACUUUAGCACUUCGCCUGCCGAGACAGCUGCUGGUUUCUACACUUGCAUUAAGGGACAACUGCACUACCAAUUGUGUCCCGCGGAGACAGCUUACUACGAUGAACAACGCGAUGUCUGUGUGCAGAGAGAUUUGCCUGUCUACUUUUGAUAGAGAAACGGUUUCUUAAAUAUCAGUUCUUCCCCUAUUUAUCAUUGAACAAUGUAUUAUCUGCACUUUCCUAAAUGAAUAAAUUUCAAAUGCAAGCGUCA